GCUGCAUCUAUAAAAUCAUUGCUAAAAUACUAGCAAACAGAUUAAAGAAAGUGAUGGGCCUGCUAAUCGACCCCCACCAAUCAGCAUUUAUUGAAGGCAGGCAAAUCACUGAUGGCAUUAUCAUACUUAAUGAGAUGGUUGAUGAAGCCAAGAACAGCAAAAAGUCGAUCUUGAUCUUCAAAGCAGACUUUGAGAAGGCAUACGAUAGUGUAAAUUGGAACUUCCUCAAUAGCAUGAUGAGUAAGCUAGGAUUAUGCCCUAAAUGGAGAAAUUGGAUUCAAGAGUGCAUUUCAUCAGCAACGGUCUCAGUCUUGGUAAAUGGCAGUCCCACAGAAGAGUUCAUAAUGGAGAAGGGACUGCGGCAAGGGGACCCCUUGGCCCUAUUCUUGUUCCUCAUGAUUGCAGAAGCUCUAAACGGGCUAAUACUAAAAGCAGUGGAAGACAACUUGUUCAGGGGGGUUGAAGUGGGGAAAAGCUUGAAAGUAAACUUCUUCAAGAGCUCCCUCAUAGGUCUGACUAUGGAAACAGACGAGUUGGAUAAGUUUGCAGAAAAGCUGAAUUGUGUUACAGGCCAAACUCCUUUCAAGUAUCUAGGGGUGUUGAUUGGUACAAACCCGAAAAGAACAUCCUUAUGGACUCCGGUGGUAGAGACUAUGCGAAAGAGAUUAUCAAACUGGAAGAGGGAUUCGUUGUCUUUUGGCGGACGCAUCAUUCUUCUAAAAUCUGUCCUCUUAAACAUCCCUGUCUAUUGCUUCUCAACCCACAAAGCACCAAAACAGGUAAUCCUUUUACUUACAAAAAUUCAAAGGAAUUUCUUAUGGGGAGGAAGGGAAGGAAAUAGGAAAAUAGCUUGGGUUAAAUGGGAUAAUAUCUGCAAGAGUAAGUUAGAAGGGGGGAUAGGAGUCAAAGAGCUAAGUAAAUUUAACUUAGCCUUACUAGGGAAGUGGAGGUGGAGAUUACUAGUAGAGAAAGAGGCGCUAUGGAAACAGGUGCUGGAAGCCAAGUAUAGGAUGGAUAGAAGAAUAGCGUGGGAAGGCGGUAAAUGGAGAGGGUCAGUUUCAAAAUGGUGGAAAGAAUUAUGGGAACUAGACGGGGCAAUAGGUGGAAGAGAAGGAUGGUUUAAGGAAGGGGUAGUUAAAAAAGUGGGUGAAGGAAAGGAUACUCUGUUUUGGCAUGAAAUAUGGGCAGGGGACAAGCCUCUAAAGGAGAAGUACAGUAGAUUGUUUAGCCUGUCUAGGGAUAAAGAUGCUGUUAUUACAGAUAUGGGUAGUUGGAAUAAUAAGGAAUGGAUGUGGAAUUGGAGAUGGAGAAGGUGUCUCUUUGCAUGGGAAACCAACUUGUUGCAGGAACUACUCUCGCUACUUCAACGAAUACAACUAACAGAAGGCGAGGACGAUAAAUGGGUGUGGAAGUAUGAUCCAAAAAGCUCAUAUACAGUGAGAUCAGCCUAGACAAUUCUAAACCAGAGUCAAGAAUUCAGCCCAAACUCACAUUACAAGUUGAUUUGGAACAAUAAAUUGCCACUGAAAAU
Rubroshorea leprosula is the source of this 1531-nucleotide messenger RNA. Lineage: Eukaryota; Viridiplantae; Streptophyta; Magnoliopsida; Malvales; Dipterocarpaceae. The record is from the annotation of a GenBank genome assembly.